Molecule: messenger RNA, 666 nt
Organism: Apis mellifera (honey bee)
Lineage: Eukaryota; Metazoa; Arthropoda; Insecta; Hymenoptera; Apidae
Product: PEST proteolytic signal-containing nuclear protein
Exons: 3
Coding region: 101-580 (159 amino acids)
Biological process (GO): protein ubiquitination; proteasome-mediated ubiquitin-dependent protein catabolic process
Cellular component (GO): nucleus
Source: RefSeq, a predicted model, not a curated record
GAUAGGAAGUAAGAAUACUAGUGUGAAGUAAACCGCAGUUGCUGGAUUAAAUUGCUUUAGUUUGGUCGAUUUCGCAUCACGUCCAAAGAAAAUCAGAAAAAUGUCGAAGAGGAAUCCAGGAGACGAAUAUAGAAAAGGGUCAAGUGUGUACAGAGCAGAGGACUCCAGAGGAGAUGACAGGGGAAGGGAUCGUUCGCCACUUAGAUCAGAUGACCGUUGUGAAGAGGCUAAUUACAAUCAAAGUGAUGCAAAGAAACAGAAGCUGGCGUUUGGAUUUGGGAAGAAAAGUGGAACAGAACAAAAAAAGGGUAUUCAAAUAAAACUAGGUUCAACAUCGAAACCAACGGUUAAAGCAACACCAAUUCAAAGGCCAACUGUAGCAUCUGUGUUUAAUGCAGAUGAAGAAGAUGAACCUGAGGAAAUGCCAGCAGAAGCAAGAAUGAGGAUGAGAAAUAUUGGAAGAGAAACACCAACCUCUGCUGGACCAAAUUCAUUUGGUAAAACCAAGCAAGGGUUUUGUGAUUCCAAGAAAAUAUUUGAGAAAACGCUUAAAAAAGCAAUGGAGGAAGCAAAUAAAUGAUUCCUUGAUAAUUAUUGUUAAUUGUAUAUUAAUUUUACAAAAAAUGCAACAAUAGCGAGAUUCUUGCUACAGUUAUAUGCAAACUA